ACUUCAUUCGCUAGAUUAGCGAAAGCAUUUCUUUUUCAUUUUUCUUUUCCUUUUUCUUGCAUAUGGUCUAUGAUGAAACAGAGAACAAAGGAAACAAAGAUGAUCCAAUAAUUGUUGAAUUGUUCCUUUGAUAACGUUGCAUCAUCAAACCACUAAAAUUAUUGACUCAAAAAGGCUACUCCACUAUUUGGUAACGAGUUUUAGUUAUGAAACCACUUCUUUUUAAGUAAUGUGUAUUUGACACGGGACCUUUCUUUGCCACCAAGUUCUCUCUACAUUUCUUAUGUGCUUCUGUGCUUCUCAGAAUUCAUUUUCUGAUUUCACAAUGGAGAAAGCUCAAGAACAUGCUUUAGAUAUCAAAGGUACUGAAGAUAAAGAGUUCAUACGAUCAGGUUAUCACAAAGAAGACUUGCAUUUGAACGUCCCAAGCAUUAAGCAGUAUAUGUGGUGGCUUCAGGUGGGCAUUUACAUAGUUUUUGUUCUCUCCGGCCAGGCAAUUGGUGUUCUUUUAGGAAGACUGUACUUUGAUAAGGGCGGAAACAGCGAAUGGAUGGCAACAUUAGUGCAAAAUAUCGGCUUCCCCGUGCUCCUACCCCUCCUCCUUUCUUCGCCCUCAAAAACUAACACUUCCAAAUCUGAUAAUGACAAACAGCCUUCAGUCCUAGUUCUUGCUUCAAUUUACGUCUUUCUUGGUUUGCUUCUAGCUGCAGAGUGCAUGUUACACUCCAUCGGCCUUAAAUACCUUCCAGUCUCGACAUAUUCUCUCAUCUGCGCAAGCCAACUUGCGUUCGUUGCACUCUUUUCAUUUUUCCUCAACUCCCAGAAGCUUACUCCUUUUAUACUAAACUCUUUAGUACUGCUCACUAUUUCCUCCAUAAUCCUUGUAAUGCAGACAGAUGCAGAAGAAACUAACAAAACCUCCAAGAAAAAAUUUGCAGUCGGAGUGAUAUGCACCAUUGCUGGAUCUGCUUUGUGUGCCUUUAUGCUCUCAAUAACACAACUCAUCUUUCAGAAAGUUGUCAAACAAGAGACUUUCAAAGUGAUACUUGAUCUGUCAAUCUAUGAGUCGCUAGUUGCGACACUUGUCAUCACAGUGGGGCUCUUUGUUAGUGGCGAAUGGAAGAGCUUGAAGUCAGAAAUGGAAGAAUUCAAACUUGGGAAAGCCUCCUAUGUUAUGACCCUGAUCUGGACGGCGAUAUCAUGGCAAAUAUUUGAAAUUGGGUGCAAUGGACUGAUUUUCAAGGUUUCUUCCCUGUUCUCCAAUUCCAUUGGAGUUGUCGGGUUGCCGGUUCCUCCAGUUUUAGCUGUGAUAUUUUUCCAUGAUAAGAUCACUGGCGCCAAAGUAGUUUCCUUGUUUCUGGCCUUUUGGGGGUUUUCAUCUUAUGUGUACCAACAUUAUCUUGAUGAUCUGAAGUCCAAGAAUGAGGUAGGAGCUUCAAGUAGUGAAGUUGAUGAAGACAAUAAUGAGGUAAAAUAAAUGAGACUGGUAUUGCAAUUUGCAACGUCAACCAAGCUAGUUAAGAGUUCCUGGUUAAGAAACUUGUUCCCAUAAGGUUCAGCUUUUGGGAUAUCGACUCUAACAUAAAGUUCAAGUUCUUGUUUAGAUGAUUCAGACACUGAUGAAGUUCUUAAAAGCCUAUAAUAUUCAUAACCAACCAUUCCAUUUGGGUCUUCUACCCCAUCAAAGUGGCAGAUUUCAUAUGCCCUCUUGGAAACUGCUUAUGCAACCUCCUAUUAUUGUAUACUUUCUGUAGUCUGUCAAUCGACCUGUUCUUAAUAAUUUCUAAAUAUUAACAAGCCAACGAAUUUCUCUCCUAGUCACAUGAUCAAACUGGCACAAAACAGAGUACGCUUCAAAUCCAUAAGUAAUCUUUAGUUGAGGCAAUUUCAAAGUUCAUAAACUGGUUUAGCAAUUAAAUUGAUUCAACAUUUCUAAAGGUGCAGUUUAAGCCGCAAAAAUUCCUCAUAUUCAAUACAUCCUAACAAAACAGAGCAAAACCAAACAAAUAUAACGGAAAUUAAAAAAAAAACAAAAACAAAAACAAAAAAUUGAGCAGAGGACCGAAAAUUGCACCUUAUUAGAACAGAACAACCAGUUGAUGAUUCAAUUGGUCUUCGGAGUUAAAGCUACAACAAUCCACACAGACAUUCUGAUAUGAUCAAGACACAGAAUAAUUACAAAGACAAACGCUUUCGGGAGAGUGAAUUGAUCAAUUGUAGUAGAGCUCGAGGCCCAUGCCGUCGUGAAUUUCAUAGUCCUUAAGGGUGAUAUGAUCUUUGUAGACAUUGUACCACUUCUGGAUACGGAUCUUCUCGGCGCGAGUACCGGUCUGCGCCGCCACCAGCUUCUUCAGGUCUCCGAUGGUGUCAUCUUCGUUGCACUUCACCCGGACCUUCUUCCCCAGCCGAUCGUUCAGAACCACCUCGAUCAUCCUUCUUUCUUCGCUUCCUCCAAAACCCUAAUUCCAC
Oldenlandia corymbosa var. corymbosa is the source of this 2469-nucleotide messenger RNA. The record is from the annotation of a GenBank genome assembly. Lineage: Eukaryota; Viridiplantae; Streptophyta; Magnoliopsida; Gentianales; Rubiaceae.